Molecule: messenger RNA, 10176 nt
Organism: Girardinichthys multiradiatus
Lineage: Eukaryota; Metazoa; Chordata; Actinopteri; Cyprinodontiformes; Goodeidae
Product: phosphatidylinositol 4,5-bisphosphate 3-kinase catalytic subunit alpha isoform-like
Exons: 30
Coding region: 4359-7571 (1070 amino acids)
Biological process (GO): phosphatidylinositol-3-phosphate biosynthetic process; phosphatidylinositol-mediated signaling; cell migration
Cellular component (GO): cytoplasm; plasma membrane; phosphatidylinositol 3-kinase complex, class IB
Molecular function (GO): 1-phosphatidylinositol-3-kinase activity; 1-phosphatidylinositol-4-phosphate 3-kinase activity
Source: RefSeq, a predicted model, not a curated record
AUGUGGGCUAAAUGAAAAGUAUGUUUAAUACCUGCUUAAAGGUUGUUAUUUUUGAAAGGUACCGAAUCUGACAAACGAGCCUCAGCAGAACGGAUAUUCUAAUUUACUGACUAUGAACGUAUAUAUAAAAGUGCAAAAUAGUUUGUUUAAAGGAAAUGGUUGGUUUCAUGGAAGGAUACCACUUUUAAUCAUAAAUGUUCAUUGUGGCUAAGGUUUAGGCUGUUCCAGAGACUCAAUAUUUGACUGUUUUAUUCAUUCCAAAAUGAGUUAUGAUGUGUGUUUGGGAGUAUUAUCCUGUUUAAGCACCCGUAAGUGCAAUUUUUAACCAGUUAGUUUUUUAUGUGAGAGCAGUUUGAAUAAUUUGGAGUCUUCGUUAUUUAGUUUACUUUGUGCACUGCAACAGUGCCACAGACUUUAAAACGAGCUCACAGUUUGAUGCCACCAUGCUUGUCAGUCGGUGUAGUGUUCUUAGGUUCUUCAAACAGACAUCCUGUCAUUACGGCCAGAUAACUUUAUCUUUCUCUUGUCUGACCAUAACACUUGUCAAAAAAGUAUUUGACUUGCCUAGAAUGACAGCUUCCAAUUUUAGUCAAGCUUGAAGUUGUCAAUUUUGAAGCAGGAGUUACCCUACUCCCAUGUUGAUGUAAAACUCCAACAUCCUGUGGUUUAUAAUUCCUCACAUGCUUCAUGAUGCUAACAAAUUUCAUUUAAUCUCUGGGUAAAAGCUGGGACACAAUCUUAUGUUCCAUCAGGGUAAUUCUUUCAAACAGCAAGUAAGAAUGUUAAAGUGCCUGUGAUAUUGAAUUUUCAUUAUAAAUCUAAAUGUAAUAUCUAAAUGUACUUUUGUGACAAGGAAGUGCUCUCACCUGCUGAGCCUUUAUCCAUUUACCAACAGCAGCAACGACCUUUUCUUGACAAUCUUUUCACAUCAGUUGCACUGCACAUUCUGGCUAUAACAUCUGCUUCAACUUUCUCCUUCGUCUGUCAGAUAUCCCGACCUCUGACAUCAUUUCUCUUGCUAAUUCAGAGGUUUCUUGCUCGAAGCAGUUUGCCAAAAACUAUUCCGAUCACAACUGACUGUGCUUGGUGGGACCAGUCCAUCUGUCCCUCAGUAGUUUUCCAGCUCUGAUCCAGGCACCUCGGAUCCUCUUCACUACAAGAAAAUAGUGUUGUCGUAUUAUUGCUGCCACCACCAGCAAUGCACCGUUUCACCAUAUUAAUGCUGUUUUUAACGCAACUUGGCUUCUACCUGAACAGUUUAUUAUUGACGCUCACACAAUGAAUAACCGGAGACUUUCCCUUGGAUGUAAUUUCCGUGCAACUUUGGACUUGCAAACUUUUAUAUCGAACUAUGCUUUUUUUUGUGUCACAAUUGUUUUUAUCACGUGCUUCACUGAUACAACAGCCCAGGAGCUAACAAUACAUGUGCAAUGAAACCAACCUAUUUAAAAGAGCUCUGCCAUUAAAGCUCAUCAGAAUAUAAGUAGGAGUUUUAUGAUACAUAUUUGUGUAUAUAAAUAUUAGAUUAGAGAAAAUCCACAAUAAUUUAAAACUUAUUAUUUUUUUUUUUUUAAAACAGUGAAGAUGUAGGUUGUGUAAUCAUUCUACCCUUCUAAGAAGAACAGUUCAAAUGCAUCAUGAAAAACCCAACAUAAUAUGACAUUUAUACCCAUAGCGUGUGUAUGUAAACUUCUGAUUGGCACUAUGGGUCUUGAAAAAUCGUACAGGCUGAGUAUGCACUGGGGGUGCAUUCAUUUGGAUCCCACGCAUCUUUUUCCCACUACUUUGUCUGACAUGUUUGCCUCUCCUGCAUGUAUCUUACUUUGUGUGUUUCUCUGCAGUUCUUCCGGUCUUUUGGCCAUUGAUGGUAAAAUUGAGCAGGCCAUGGAUCUGGUGAAGAGUCACCUGAUGUUGGUGGUGCGUGAGGAGGUGGAGCUUUUAAGAGAACGACUUAGACAGCUACAGGAGAAGAACCUGCAGCUGGAGAGAGAGAACCACAUCCUGAAAGCACUGAGCCACAACAUCUACUCAACAACAGGACACACAGCAUCCUAAUAUUUUAAACAAAUGACAGUUACAGUGAUCGCUUCUUAGACACAUGUAGCAUAAGAUGAACUGGGCAAUGAUGGUUCCCCUGCCUGUAGUAGAAAAAUGUCAUUGCAGUGAGUUUGUAGAAAACAGAAGAAGUCCUCAGGAUGGUGAGGUGCUAACAGCUAGUCAGAUGAACAACCAUCUGACUAACUUUUAGAUGAUCUCAAAUACUAGUGGGAUACAAUACUAUUUAAGCAAACAUGAACUACACCUUUACAGAUUACUUUUAUUUUUUGUUUGGCUAUUUUCUCAUCAUAAUGUGAAGAUCAGCUGGAACUAAAUCCACAGAUAAAGUAAAAUCCAAAGGGUCACCAUGGUUUAGGUUUCUUAGCGCUGCCUGGAAAAGCACUGGAACAUACUGUGUUUGACGUUGUUGUACAGCCUGUUGUAAAAUUAAAAUGUUUACUCCACUCUUGUCAGAGCCUGAUUAGGCAUAUUGAUACAGCCGGCAGCCGCAGCACACUUAAUUCUGCCUAGUGACACAAAUAGCGUUUGAAACAGCAACAAAGUGCCAUGCAAAGGUGCAGAAGAUGAAUUACCACUAUAACUGUGUUGUCUCCCACAUCUAUGACAACUUUCAUUUUCAGUUAGAUGGUUAAAAUUAGCUCAAACAAAAAUGACCAGCUGUUAGCCUUCCAUUAACCUGAGGUUAUCUUAUUUCUAUAAACUUACAGCAAUAUAGCAUCUGUCUAGAGUAUGUUAAGGAACUAUUACUGAUAACCUCACAAAGCCAAAAAAUCUGAACCAUCCCUUUACAAAAACUGUCGUGUGACCCAUUUCACUGCAAAUCACAGAACACCCUACAACUACCUUUUAACAACCUUUUUCUACCUUUAGAUUUGCCUUCUUAGAUUUCUUUUUAAUCAACUUAUUCAUGACAUUUUAACAACUGAAUGAAACAAACAUAACUAUAGUGAAAACAGAAAAUCUGAAACAUUAAUGACACAUGUACUAUUUUGAAAAACAACUACAUGUCCAUUGUCUGACUUACAACACUCAUUUAGUAACACAGGGUAAAAUCAAACAUCUGAGUUAGAACUUGCUGCUGACAUUGUUGUCAUGGUAACAUGUUUGACAGACUGACAAUUUGACAAUGGCACUGGUUGCUGCUGCUAAAAGAUGAUAAUGAAUUAUAUGGUGUAAUAAAAUAAUGAAGUCUAAUUACCCAGCCGGCUCAUGUCUGCUUUAAUUUUUUUUUACAGGAUCUUUUGUGUUAUCUGCAGAUUCAAUUAGCAAGUUUGGUCUGUCGAAGUCUUUAUCCAUUACUACCUAACACUGAUUGGUGGUACUGAAUUUUUAUAAAAAGGUCUGCAGUCUACAUCCAUCUGAAAAUUAUAAGGAUUAUGUGAGGUUGUGCCAUGGUUUGCGUCCAGAUUUUAGCCUUUUGUGUUACAAUUCAUGCUGAAACAGGAAUAAUGUAAAUUUUCAGGGUUUGAUUGGAGUUUUUACUGAAACCUAACAUGGAAAGUGUCUCUUGAUCUUCAACUUUUUUUCAGUAUGGGAAUUAUCCCAAACCCUCGGCGAUGCUGUGAAAUCAAACCUGACAGGAUUAGUGAACACUAAACCCCAAGUUUUUAAAGUAGUGUGGAAUCAUCUUGAUAGAGAGGAUCUCUUUCAUCAACAUUUGUGUCAUUAUUACUAUCCAGUGUUUUUUAGAAGAAUUGACAUUUCUGAUCCCUGUCAGUGAGACGUCCUAAUAUUCUCCCUCAUUAAACAACUUUGACAUCUACUUCUACUAUUUUUGUAAACAUCUUCAUAUUUAAUUGCCAAAGUUUCACUGAUUAAUUUGCAUAACAAAACUUAUGCUGCAUUUGUACUCUAAUGGUAUUGUUGAGCUGAGCUUCAGGCGCCGCCCCUUUCUGGCUGAGUGCAGGUCUGAGUGUGUCACCCACCCUGGUGGCAGCAUCCUGUUUUCUCCAGGUGGAGAUGAUUAAAUGAAUUGUUUGAAGGUACUCUCUAACACAUGAGCUGCUGACAAUGUGUGAGAGAGAUGCUGGAAGAUGGACGCUGCAAGACUGAGAAAGUGUGUUUCAAGGAAAGGAAGGAGCCGGUUUUUCACCUAUUGUGACCACGUGUGAACUUUAAAAAUAAAGGAAAGGAGGAAAAGAAAAAUUGUUUCUGGGUCAUUGAGUGAAAUCCAGUUCAGUCCUAUUGAAGCAAGCUGCCUUUUCAAGUGGGGGGAACUGCAGUGUAAGCCCAAAAAAAGUGGGAACCACUUAACAGGUAGCCCUGUGCUGAGGUGUGGCAGCUGGUGAUUGGUAGUUGCCAUGGUGCCCAGGCCGUCGUCAGGAGAGCUAUGGGGGCUCCAUCUGAUGCCCCCGCGGAUUCUGGUGGACUGCUGCCUCCCCAAUGGUAUGAUGGUGAGCCUGGAGUGUUUGAGAGAAACUCCCCUCAUCAGCAUAAAGCAGCAGCUCUUCAUCGAGGCCAGGAAGUACCCUCUCUACCACCUGCUGCAGGAGGAGUCAUGCUACAUCUUUGUGGGCGUGACCCAGGAGGCUGAGAGGGAGGAGUUUUAUGAUGAGACGCGGAGGUUGUGUGACCUGCGACUGUUUCACCCCAUCCUAAAGGUCAUCGAGCCAUUGGGGAACCGUGAGGAGAAAAUCCUAAACCGAGAGAUUGGCUUUGCCAUUGGGAUGCCAGUCUGUGAAUUUGAGAUGAUGAAGGACCCAGAGGUUCAGGACUUCCGCCGCUCUAUACUGAGUGUGUGCAGAGAAGCCAUGGAGGAGAGAGAGGGGGGUGGGGCACACACCCAGGCACUCUAUGUUUACCCCCCCAACGUGGAGUCCAGUCCGCAUCUGCCACAACACAUCUAUAGGAAGCUGGACAAAGGACGGCUUAUUGUGACCAUCUGGGUGAUUAUGUCUCCAUCAAACUCUAAGCAGAAAUACACUUUAAAGGUGAGCCAUGACAGUUUACCCGAGCAGCUAAUUGCAGAGUCCAUCAGGAAGAAGAGCCGAUCGAUGCACCUCUCCCCUCAGCAGCUCCGACUCUGCGUGCAAGAAUACCAGGGCCAGUACAUCCUUAAGGUAUGUGGCUGUGAUGAGUACCUGUUGGAAAAUUUCCCCCUCAGUCAGUAUAAGUACAUACGCUCUUGCAUCAUCGUUGGACGUCUUCCUCACCUAAUGCUUGUUUCCAAAGACAGUCUCUACUCUCAGCUUCCAGCCUCGGGCUUUGUCACUCCUUCCUACAGUCGAAGGACGCCCCAGCCGUCUCCUUGUCCAGGAGGAGUUGAUGGAUCUCCUCCUCGCUCCCUCUGGGCCUUUAACACUUUGCUCAGGGUUCGACUGCUCUGCGCCACCUACGUCAACGUCAACAUCCGGGACAUUGAUAAGAUCUAUGUGAGGACAGGUAUAUAUCAUGGAGGAGAGCCACUGUGUGAAAAUGUCAACACACAGAGAGUUCCCUGCUCCAACCCCAGGUGGAACGAGUGGCUGACCUACGACAUAUACCUGGCGGAUCUUCCUCGCUCAGCAAGACUCUGUCUCUCUAUCUGCUCUGUGAAGGGAAGGAAAGGAGCCAAGGAGGAGCACUGCCCUCUCGCCUGGGGUAAUGUCAGCCUGUUUGACUACAUGGAUAUUCUUGUCUCUGGGAAGAUGGCUCUGAGUCUCUGGCCUGUCCCUCAUGGCCUUGAAGACCUGCUAAAUCCCAUCGGAGUGGCUGGCUCAAACCCGAACAAGGAGACCCCCUGCGUUGAGCUGGAAUUCUCACGAUUCAACCAGACAGUCAUGUUUCCUGAUGAGCAACAGAUUGAAGAACAUGCUAACUGGACCAUCAGCAGAGAGCUGGGCUACAACUACUGCCAUGGACUGAGUAGCCGUCUGGCCUGCGAUAGCAGUGUUUCAGCCACCGAUGCAGAGCAGCUUCGCUCUCUUUGCUCCAAAGACCCUCUGUAUGAGCUUUCUGAGCAGGAGAAGGAUUUCCUCUGGAGACACAGACAUUAUUGUUUAAACAUCCCAGAGUCUCUGCCUAAGCUGCUUCUUUCAGUCAAAUGGAACUCCAGAGACGAAGUGUCGCAGAUGUACUGUUUGCUGAAGGAAUGGCAUCUGAUGGAGCCUGAGUCAGCUCUGGAGCUGCUGGACUGUAACUUUCCUGAUCCGAUAGUCAGAGAGUUUGCUUUGCGAUGUCUGGUGCAGGGCUUGACGGAUGACAAGUUGUCACAGUAUCUGCUGCAGCUUGUACAGGUGUUAAAGUAUGAGAUGUACUUGGACAAUCCUCUGGCUCGAUUCCUCAUCAAGAAAGCUCUGACCAAUCAGAGGAUAGGACACUUCUUCUUCUGGCAUCUGAAGUCAGAAAUGCACAACAAGACAGUUUCCAGAAGGUUUGGCCUGCUGCUGGAGGCUUUCUGCAGAGCCUGCGGCAUGUACCUGAAACACCUUAACAGACAGGUGGAGGCCAUGGACAAACUGGUGAAUCUGACAGACACAUUGAAGCAGGAGAAGAAGGACGAGACUCAAAAGACUCAGAUGAAGUUCCUGGUUGAACACAUGUCACGUCCAGACUACAUGGAGUCUCUGCAAGGAUUUGUCUCUCCACUAAACCCAGUUCACCAGCUGGGAAACCUCAGGCUGGAGGAGUGCAGGAUCAUGUCCUCAGCGAAGCGCCCCCUAUGGCUAAACUGGGAGAAUCCCGAUAUAAUGUCUGAGCUACUCUUCACCAACAAUGAGAUCAUCUUCAAGAACGGAGACGACCUGCGUCAAGAUAUGCUGACACUGCAGAUCAUUAAGAUCAUGGAGAACAUCUGGCAGAACCAAGGCCUGGACCUGCGUAUGCUGCCGUACGGCUGCCUGUCCAUCGGGGACCGUGUGGGUCUUAUUGAGGUGGUUAAGAACAGUUACACUAUCAUGCAGAUUCAGUGCAAAGGAGGCUUGAAGGGGGCACUGCAGUUCAACUCCAACACGCUUCACCAUUGGAUCAAAGACAAGAACCAUGGAGAAGCGUAUGAUCGGGCCAUUGACCUGUUCACCAGGUCAUGUGCAGGUUACUGCGUUGCCACAUUUAUCUUGGGAAUUGGAGAUCGACACAACUCCAACAUCAUGGUGAAGGAGAACGGACAGCUGUUUCACAUCGACUUCGGUCACUUCCUAGACCACAAGAAGAAAAAGUUUGGCUACAAGAGGGAACGUGUGCCUUUCGUGCUGACUCAGGACUUCCUCAUUGUCAUCAGUAAAGGCAUUCAGGAGUCAACUAAGACAAAGGAGUUUGAGAGGUUCCAGGAGAUGUGCUACAAAGCUUACCUGGCCAUCCGACAGCACGCUAGCCUCUUCAUCAACCUCUUCUCACUCAUGCUGGGCUGCGGCAUGCCUGAACUGCAGAGCUUUGAUGAUAUUGCGUACCUUAGGAAGACCCUUGCAUUAGAAAAGAGCCAGCAGGAGGCGCUGGAGUACUUCACAAAACAGAUGAACGAUGCUCAUCAUGGUGGAUGGAGCACCAAGAUGGACUGGAUCUUCCACACCAUCAGACACAUGCCCAACGAACACUGACACACAAACACUACAGAGACUGACACAACUAAACACAUGCAUACACAACACAACACCAGGCACACAAACAAACACAUAACAGCACAUAUAAAUACGCACUACACAAACACCUAGUGCUUCAGACACACACACUAAAUCCAAAUAUGCAACCCAUCAGACACAGGUACCAAACACACACACACACACACAUUUAUACAAACAAACAUCCAAAGCACACGUGUACUUGUUUUCUGCACUAAUCUGGGGAUGGUGAUGAUAAUAGUGAUGGAUAUGUUAAAUGCAAAUGUUUGCAUCCCCUCAUUGUAUUAGUGGAAUAACUGUCAUAGAAACACUAAUCUCUCAGGAGCAGAAGUCAGAGAGGUUUCUAAAGGUGCCAAAGGCAUGCUGGGUAAAAAAAAGUAAUGACGAUGUCAACAUGUCCUCAAUAUGAUGCAACAGUCAGCCAGCUGGCUCCACGAGCUGCAAACUGAGUGAAACUCUUUUAGUGUAGCAAACAUUUGAAUAGAAUUUUAUGAACCAACUGCAGCUUUAUUGAUACCUGGGAGGUGAACACUGUGGUCACUGUGAAAGCAAUAAAAAACCUCUGAUAACAAAUCAGUACUUUGAUAAUGACAAUCAAUGAGUUCUGACAGAGGAGAAGGCUGAGCUGAGUCCUGUGCUGUGAAGCAGCUUCAACAUACACAGAUUAUUUAAGAUGUCUGGCUUAACCAAAUCAAAACAUCAUAAUAUCCAACAGAUCACCCUGAGAGGAAUUAUAAAGCUGGCUAUUAUUUGCCGAGUCAAUUAAGGCUCUCUGAGUAUAUUUUCACAGAAAAUAGGUGGACCUAGAGGACCAAUCACAAUCAUGAAAGAAAGCUAGGGAAAAAAAAGUUGUAAUUAGCCUGUUAGUUUUCUGCUUAAUAUAGAAUGGAAAUUAUCCUCUUCAAAUUUCUAUUUUCUCAUUUGCAUCACACACAUCAAUCUCAUCUAUAAAUUCAUUAUAUGGUCAAAAUUGAAGGGCAUAAAACAAUAACAUUUACGUUUUACCUAAUUUUCUUCAUUUAUUUCAUUCUCUAAGAGCAUUAAUCCAUAAGGGCACAUUGCUUUAAGAUGUGUUGAUCUCUAAUCUAGUAACUAAACCUGCCACUGACCCUUUUAUGUUUCCAGUAUUAGUUACCAUGGUGAUAAACCCAGGCAAGAAGUGAACCAGCUUCCUGAUUUCAAGAAACCUAAACUAUUCUGAAAUUACUUUGCAAAGCCACUAAUCCUGCUUCAUGGCGCAGGCCUCAGAUCAGCUAUGAGCAGAGUUAAAGCGGAGUUUGUGAACAUUUCAUAUAUCGUAUUUAUCUUUAACUUUCAGUUAAAACGUGCUGCUUGAACCAGAAUCAAUACAUCAUCUAUCAUUUCUUGUUGAGAGACUGUAAAUCUUUUCAAUCUCUUGGUGUGUGGAUUUAUUUAGAUAAUUUAUACAAAUGUAAGUUAACAUGUGCAACAUUUUUUGUUGAAUCUUUGAAAAUGUACCCCCAUAUAAAAACGACAAAAUUCUGAAUUAUGUAGCACUUUUGUUGUAACAAUCCAGCUAAAUUUGUGAAUGUUAAAACUUCCUCUUGUAAACGUUACUUCUCAUAUUGCUGACUUGUUUUUCUCAAAGAGUCAGAAGAAUUCAGAGGCUUUACCGAAAGCACAUACAGCACAGAAUGAAAUACUUCCUAAUAAUUAAAAUGACAUCAAAAUGUUUCUCAGGUAAAUGCUGAAACAACAUAAAAAAUGUUACUUAUAAAAUAAAUUUUCCUGGGAAAUUACAUUUUUUCACAUUUAUGAUAAACUGCCUGACCAAAUAAAUUCUCAACACAUAAAUUAUAAUCAGAGCAUAUAAAGGUUUUCUGUUGGAAGCAUCCUGAAGGGUAACAACUCAUUCUUCAAACAGCCUUCUUGCAAUAGGGGAGUGUGUGAGGAUUUAUAGGGGUCGCUGUGUAACGUGGUUCAUGGAGCAUCUGACAUUAAUGUAAGAAUGCAAAGUUUAUUUCCAGGAAAGACUAAACUGUUUUUGCUUUCUCCACAUCAAUAUAAGAUUCCAGAUUAUUUUGAAGCUUUUAUGGAAUAUUGAUCAAGCCUUUUGAAACUCUCAUGAUGUGUAAAGAUCGAAAGUGAAUGUGGUCAGGUGCACAAAUUAGAUUGUGACUUCUUCGGGUCAGUACUAGGUUAUUUGAUGAAAGUGCAGUCCAUUUUAAUUUUUCUAUAAGCUGCAACUGUUCAGCAUCAAUCUAUAGACUCUCACCAUGAUUAAAAUCUUUAAGCUAGCCAAAAUGUUUUGCAGGAAAAAGCUGAACAAAUACAUUUAACAACCAAAAGCUUAUCAAGUAGCCCUUUUUCAAGAUAAUUGACAAUUUCUGCUUUUUAUACAGUUUAAUUUACUUAUUCUUGGUGUCCAAUAAUUUAUAAACUUCAUACAUGUCUUGCUUAGUAAAAUGUUAACAUGUAACAGGUUAUCACAUUUCUGUAUUGAAGUAAAAAUCUAGAACAGAUCCAACUUGGUUUGAACUGCACUUGUUUGCUUUUUUGUACAGUGCCCUGAGAUGAUUUUGUUGUGAAUAAGCACUGUCUAAAUAAACUCAAUUAUUAAAGA